Clavispora lusitaniae ATCC 42720 is the source of this 540-nucleotide messenger RNA. Lineage: Eukaryota; Fungi; Ascomycota; Pichiomycetes; Serinales; Metschnikowiaceae. The record is from RefSeq and is a predicted model, not a curated record.
AUGGCUUGUCUUUCGGAAACCAAUCAUGGCUCAACUUCUUUAUUCAAUCGCUUGAUGGUGAAUGUCGACAUAAGCUACUUCGUAUGUCUAUUCAGUAUGCAUGCGUGUGUGUUGAUAAGCAAAUAUCACCACGUCAGAUAUAAAUCAGUAGACCAAUCGUUAACCAACAAAGACAGCCAGCUUUCCCAAGUCAUUAAAUAUAAUGUCUCUCCUUUGUCCCUUUCUUGUUCUUUCUUUUCUUUUUUUUGUUUGUAUCAGACCAAAUCGUCUGUUUACAUCCUGCGUAUGACAAGUCAACCACAUCUACAUCAUGGUACUUGUCACUCUUUCAAACGAACAAAAAACGCAGGUUCGAAAUGCCUUCACGUUGAUCGACAGCGACUCCAAGGAUGGAAAAAUCACCCUUUCGGAUUUGGUCAAUGUCCACAAAACUUUGGGCUUGGAGCUACCUUCAGACGAAACACUCAAAGACAUGCUAGGCGGCGGGGAUCUGAUUACGUUUGCGCAGUUUUCACAGGUGAUUGCUGUGGAGUUGAGUAA